This is a messenger RNA of Trichomonas vaginalis G3, 2007 nucleotides long. RefSeq lists its product as uncharacterized. The transcript has a single exon. The record is from RefSeq and is a predicted model, not a curated record. The coding region runs from base 1 to 2007 and encodes 668 amino acids. NCBI's taxonomy places the organism in Eukaryota, Parabasalia, Trichomonadida, Trichomonadidae.
AUGAGUGUUGUUUUACUUUUUUCUGCAUGUUGGUUUGGUUACGAACUGACAACAUGCAUCAUACAAAACAGAUUUGAUUUUAUAUAUCGCGCAUCUUUAGGCGUUGGAUUAGGAGUCGCGUUACAAUCCUUAUCUUUCUUUAUUACAUCAAUGUUUUAUCCAUUAAACAGAUUCCACGGCUAUUUUAUGUGCCUUACAUACAUGAUUUUCUCUCUUUUACUUCAUUUUAUCAAUAUUAAAAGCAAACAAUCAUUAAAGUACAAAGGAACGUUAUUUGAAACAUACUUACUUAUAUUUUGUCCAGUUAUUGUCGCACUUGCUGCAAAACACUGCUAUUUACGAGAUAAAUACGUUGCAAGUGGCCCAACUUUUGCCGAUUUACCAUUUCAUUUAAAUAUCAUACGCUCUUUCUCAACAGGAAUAAAUUACAAUCGAUCAUCUUUAUUCGAUGUUUGGUCUUCUUUUCAAUCAAAUUUAUCUUUAGCUUAUCCGAUGUUUCACAACUUCUACAUGGCUGCAUUAAUGAAUACAGAUGACAAAGGACCUGUUUUCAUGCUACAACUUACAGCAGCAUUGAUGUGUUACGUUACAAUAAUUUUAAUUCACGGAUUAGCUUUAGUUUAUACGAAAGAUCAUACGAAUGCAGCCAUAUCUAUCCUAGUAUGGACCAAUCUUGGUGGAUUUGGCUACUGGUGUCUUUUUAAAUACGGUACAUCUUUUAAUACAGCUGUUAAUUUCAUGAACCAUCUUGGUACAGAUACAAAUGCAUAUACAUUGCAACCACUUACGCAGAUAUUAAUUCCCCAGCGUAGCUCUUUGUUUUCUUUCCCACUUGUUCUUGGAAUUUUGAUGUGUUUUGUCAAAAUCACUCAAGAAAAGGAAAUAAACAUCAGAUACAUCAUUCUUGCAGGCUUAUGUACAUGUACACUUCCUCAAUUGCAAGUUCAUAGCUUUGUUGCCAUUGCUCAAUACUCAAUUUCUCUUUGUUUGAUUUUUCUUUUCAAAACGAAAGAAAAAUUUUGGCCAUAUUUCUUUAAAUGGUCUCUUUAUGGUCUGAUCUCUUGUUCCAUUGGAAUUCCCUUAACAUAUCCAUUCUGGGGACGUGCACAUGAAGGAAAACUAUUUUUAAACUACAAACCAAUUUGGGAUCAAAAUGUUUACGGAAAAUUCAAGUUCCCUUUGAUCCAAGUUUGGUGGAAUGGAUAUGGGCCAUUUGGCUACAUCAUGAUCUUGUUUGGAUGGAUUGCUGCUGAUAAGACACAACUCUAUCAUUGGAUAAGUUCUAUGGUUGUUUGGUUUUUCGCUUCUUUCAUUAGAUAUCAACCAUGGGAAGGAGAUAAUCUAAAAUUGUUUGCUGCUUGUUGGAUACCUAUUGCUGUUCCUUAUGUCACACAGUUCUAUUUAUACGUGUACAGGAAAGCAAAACAGCAUAAAUACAUCAGAUAUAUUGUUAUUUUCUUGAUUGUUCAACAGAUGUUUGCUGCUUUAAUAUCAUUUCCUUUGGAGUUGUUGAAACCAUUACAAGUCUAUUUUCCUAUUGACGAAGAAGCAGGAUAUUGGAUACAAGAGAAUAUACCUACAGAUGCUGUUAUUUACAGUUAUAGUUCUAGAUUUAAUCCUGCAACAUCAAUAGCAGGAAGACAGUUGUUUUAUGGAUUCAUUUAUUGGGUUUGUCAACAUGGGGUUUACGCAAAUAAUAGAGCUCAAACAAAUACGAAUUUGUUGAAUGAAAAAUGGAAUUGGAAUAUGUGGAAGAAUCGGUCAAUAGGAUAUGUACUUCAGAAGAAGAGAAAUGCUCCUGUUUUCUCACAUGAAGAUAAGCCAUUUUUGUUUUAUUUGCAAAGUGAAAAUGAAAAAGCUGUUUGGGAAACUAUAUUCGAAAAUGAAUGGUAUUAUAUGUAUAAACUAUCGAAAGAGAAUCCUUUCGAAAAUACAAAGGUACAGCCAGAACAUAAAGUAACCAAAAAGACGAAAAAGAGACAUCCAAAAAGAACUUAUAAUAUAUAA